UUGGAUCCGUAUAGCAAAUUUCUUAAUAACAAACCAUGAAACUAAAGAAGUCUAUAUUUAGCGCCAAAGACUCUGUCGUGUACAGUUACGAAACUAACCCUGUCGAUCGUCUUCUCUGGCGAGUCAAGGUGGAGGGAGCUCUGCAAUCCUCGAGCAAGACGCUUUAGGUUACACUACGAAAAUUAGGUAAGUAAGAAAUGGAGGAGAUAUUCGCUUUGAUAGUGUCGAUGAUCCUCAUAGCUGCAGUGAUUCCUUUGUUCUUAUGGAAACGUCGGGUAGAUGCUCGAUCACGUGAGGAAGAUGCACAACCGCCGCUGGUUCAGGCACGUGAAAACGUGGUACGUGCUACUGGUGGUGGUGGGCGUAGAAUGCGUCGGAGACCUGCAGCUUCUGCUGGUGCUAGCUCCUCAUCAUCAUCCAACGUUCAAGAAAACAUCAGUGGGAGUGAAGAUGAAGAAGAAGAAGAAGAAGCCAUUGGAAAUCAAGCCAGAGCAUCUAAGAAGAAGGAGAAGAAGCGUCAAGAACGAGAAGAACAAAGACAGGCUGAAGAAGCUGCACGUGAGUCAAGGAGUACAAAACAAGAUUGGUAUGCAGAGAUGCGGAGGAAGAAAGAUGAGGAGCGCGAGGCAGAGGAGAGGAAGCUGGAAGAAGAAGAAAAAGCACGACAAGCCAAGGAAGAAGAGGCCGCUGCGUUAGAGUUUGACAAAUGGAAAGGGGAGUUCUCAGUUGACGCUGAAGGGACUACAGAGGAAGUGCAGGGUGGAAACCAAGAUUUGCUUUCAGAAUUUGUUGAAUACAUAAAGAUACAAAAAUGUGUUCCACUUGAAGAUCUCGCCGCAGAGUUUAAUCUACGAACUCAGGAAUGCAUCAACAGGAUCGCCUCUUUGGAGAGCAUCGGACGGCUCUCUGGUGUUAUGGAUGAUAGAGGAAAAUACAUUUACAUAUCAAUGGAAGAGAUGAAUGCGGUUGCGGAUUACAUCAAACGUCAAGGAAGAGUUAGUAUCUCACAUCUAGCAAGCAAGUCGAACCAGUUCAUCGACUUGGAGCCCAAAGUACAAGAUCAGCUAACUGAAGAAAUCAGCGGCAUGGAAGAGAUCUCGGUUUCUUAGUUAACUUAUUCACAGUCUCUCUUGUAAAAUCCUUCUGUCUAAAGCAAGAGUAAGAGAAAGCCUUUGGUGACACGCUGCAAACUUACUGGUUUGGUCAUACAUAGAACUUGUUCUGAUUUUAGUGCUAGUAUGACAUCCUUACAUCCAUGUGCAGUUCAUGAAGGUUUUUUUUGGGGAUCAAAUUCAUGAAAAUCUAUUAUACAGUAUCUUUUACAUA
Brassica rapa (field mustard) is the source of this 1326-nucleotide messenger RNA. RefSeq names its product DDRGK domain-containing protein 1. The record is from RefSeq and is a predicted model, not a curated record. Gene Ontology annotation, molecular function: ubiquitin-like protein ligase binding. Lineage: Eukaryota; Viridiplantae; Streptophyta; Magnoliopsida; Brassicales; Brassicaceae.